Molecule: messenger RNA, 969 nt
Organism: Sitophilus oryzae (rice weevil)
Lineage: Eukaryota; Metazoa; Arthropoda; Insecta; Coleoptera; Curculionidae
Product: trypsin-1-like
Exons: 6
Coding region: 85-879 (264 amino acids)
Biological process (GO): proteolysis
Molecular function (GO): serine-type endopeptidase activity
Source: RefSeq, a predicted model, not a curated record
AACAUCAUUAAUCAAAAUAUUUUUGCAAUAAUAUAAAAAAAACACGAUGGAAAAUACAGUUUGACGAGUCAUAAGAUAAAAGCGAUGCUAAUAUGUCGACUUUUUUUGGUGCAAUUUUAUAUAUUUUACAACACUAUUCAUACAGUAAUGUUUGUGACUCAAGCUCAAAGUGUCGUGAACGGAUUAACGAGGAUAGUGGGUGGUCAGAAAGUUGAUAUAUCAAGUUAUCCUUAUCAGUUAUCCAUGCAGUACGGAGGACGUCAUAUUUGUGGAGCAUCUAUUAUUGGAACAAAAAUAGCUCUUACAGCUGCUCAUUGUACAGUAAGUUUAUCUGCAUCGAGAAUACGCCUUAGAGCUGGUUCUACAUCAAGAACUAGUGGUGGGCAAAUGGUUCAAGUUGCCAAAGUUCAUCAACAUCCGAAAUUCAAUUAUGCUACUGUAGACUACGACAUAUCGAUUCUAGAAGUCAAUCCUGCCUUUAUGUACAGUGCUAAUAUCAAAAAUGUUCCUAUUUCUACAAUAGAACCCAAAGAAGGUACCAAAGUAAUUACAAGUGGAUGGGGAACUUUGAGAGAGUCCAGCCAUACCUUACCGACUGAGCUACAAUCAGUAGAGAUUCCUGUAAUCGAAAGAAGCAAAUGUCAACAGUUAUAUAGACGUCGAGGUAUAGUUACCAUCAGGAUGAUUUGUGCAGGGGCUGCUCAAGGCGGUAAGGAUUCAUGUCAGGGUGAUUCUGGCGGGCCUCUGGUAUCAGGUGGCAAAUUAGUGGGUAUCGUAUCCUGGGGGUUCGGAUGUGGCAGGGUCCGGUAUCCAGGAGUGUAUACCAAUCUUAACAAUAGGGAGAUACGAAGUUAUAUAAAACGUAUUGCUAAAAUUUGAAACAAAAUAAUAAUUAGCUAAUAAUAUUUAUAGUUAAGUCCAUAAAUUUGAUAUUAAUUCUAAAUAUUUUGAAUUAAAUUAGAUACACAU